AAUCCGGGCUUGCAGAAUAAUCUGUGUAUAAAUAGCGUCAAUAAAUCGUAAAACCUUUUCCGCCUUUUCGCUGCCGCCUCUUCCACUUCCCUCCGUUUCCACCCGACUGUACGAAUUAGAUCCAGCCAAGAACGCUCACCAAUGUUCUUUCUCCCUUCCAUUUGAUUUCUUGCAUCAAUUCUUUGUAAUCGUAUUAGUCUGAGAGACGAUCCUGCGCUACCAUGGGGGAUUACAAUGAUGCCUUCAUGCGGAACCAAAACGCCGCCGUUCAGGCUCGUACUAAGGCCCAGAAUCGUGCCAAUGUCCUUCAACUCAAGCUGAUUGGGCAGAGUCAUCCUACUGGUCUAACGGCCAAUCUCUUGAAGCUCUUUGAGCCCCGACCGCCUCUGGAGUUCAAACCUCCACCAGAGAAAAGAAAAUGUCCACCAUUAACAGGGAUGGCCCAGUUUGUGAGUAAUUUUGCAGAACCUGAUGAUCCAGAAUAUGCUCCCCCUGUUCAAAAGGGUGAAACUCCAGCGGAAAGGAGGGCUAGAAUUCACUUGCUAAGAAUUGAAAAGGGUGCAGAGAAAGCUGCUGAGGAGCUGCCAAAAUAUCUUGAGCGUGAUGAUCCAAAUGUUACUGGAGAUCCAUACAAAACACUCUUUGUGGCCAGACUGAAUUAUGAGACAACUGAGAGCCGAAUCAAAAGAGAGUUUGAAUCUUAUGGGCCAAUCAAGCGGGUUCGAUUGAUUACAGACAAAGUGACAGGUAAACCUAAAGGCUAUGCUUUCAUCGAGUACAUGCACAAAAGAGAUAUGAAAGCUGCAUAUAAGCAAGCUGAUGGCAGGAAGAUUGAUGGUAGAAGGGUACUUGUGGAUGUCGAGCGAGGUAGAACAGUACCAAAUUGGCGUCCCCGCCGUCUGGGUGGAGGUCUUGGAACUACCAGAGUGGGAGGUGAAGAAAAUAGCCAGAGGCAUUCUGGAAGGGAACAACAGCAGUCUGGUGCACCAUCCAGAUCAGAGGAGCCUAGGGCUCGAGAAGAUCGUCAUGGAGAGCGAGAUAGGGAAAAGUCUUAUGACAAGGGAAGAGACCGAGAAAGAGAGAGAGAGAAGUCUCGUGAACAUUCCCAUGAGAGAUCUAAGGAGCGUGAUGUCAGAGAGGACAGGCAUCACAGAGACCGUGAUAGGACUAGAGAUAGAGAUAGGGAUAGGGAUAGAGAGAGAGAUCGAGAUCGUGGCUAUGACCGCGAUAGAACACGUGAUCGAGGAAGGGAUCGAGGUCGUGACUAUGAGCGUGACAGAGAUCGGGAUCGUCAUCGGGAUAGAGAUAGGGAGAGGGAUCGGGAUCAUGAAGGGGGAUAUCCAGACCCUGAUCGCGGUCGCUCUCACGAUAGGGACGACUAUGAUCGUGUCGAGUCAAAAUAUGAGAAGGAUAGACAUGGUGAUAGGGAUAGAGAUAGGGAUAUGGAUCGUGCAGAAACUGAGGAUGGUCGUGGGUGGUAUGAUCAGCCUGAGCAUGGGCACAGAGAUGCUGAUCAUGAUCCCCAGUACUACGACCACUUUGAACAUAACCGAGGUCGAGGGCAAUAUGAUCAACCAGAAGGCCACCGUGACCAAGAUCGUUAUGAUCAGUAUGAUGACAGAAUGGACGAUGAUUAUCAUUAUGAGCGUGGGAAUUCUGAAUCACAUGAUAGAGAGAGGUCUCGUGAUUUGAAUCACGAAUAUAAGCGCAGUGAGAGAUCUCAUUCGAGAGAGUACUAACCGCAAUGUGUUCAGCUGGUUGAGAUAACAUCAAAGUCCAUGAAAAUAUAUCUAUCAUGGUAGCCGCCGCGUCCCUGUGUUGGAAUUGUCUUCUUUGUUAUGUUAAUUGACAUAUAAAGCUCAAACAAACACCGUUGAUAUGUUGUCUGAUGCGCUGUAUGUUCUUGGAAGUUUCAGUUUCAAUUUCAGCCACUUUAUGCAGAUUUUUGCACAGUUUAUUUAUGUGCUACAAACUCCUAAACUUACCCUUGUGUACUACUUUGUGACCAUUAUUUUUAAAGCUCCUAGAUUGGUUAUUAACA
Cucumis melo (muskmelon) is the source of this 2041-nucleotide messenger RNA. RefSeq names its product U1 small nuclear ribonucleoprotein 70 kDa. The record is from RefSeq and is a predicted model, not a curated record. The transcript is spliced from 11 exons. Gene Ontology annotation, molecular function: U1 snRNA binding; mRNA binding. Lineage: Eukaryota; Viridiplantae; Streptophyta; Magnoliopsida; Cucurbitales; Cucurbitaceae. The coding region runs from base 222 to 1739 and encodes 505 amino acids. Gene Ontology annotation, cellular component: precatalytic spliceosome; U2-type prespliceosome; U1 snRNP. Gene Ontology annotation, biological process: mRNA splicing, via spliceosome.